Messenger RNA from Solenopsis invicta (red fire ant), 3412 nucleotides. RefSeq lists its product as uncharacterized. NCBI's taxonomy places the organism in Eukaryota, Metazoa, Arthropoda, Insecta, Hymenoptera, Formicidae. Bases 176 to 1126 code for a protein of 316 amino acids. The record is from RefSeq and is a predicted model, not a curated record. The transcript has 2 exons.
CCCCGAGAGUCAUUGUGAAGGCCUCGAGAGUUCGAGGCCUUCCCUCUUCCCUCAGUCAUUGCAUGUGGGGCUUAAGAGGAGGCGAUCAAGCGAUCACUGAUCUGCAUCGAUCACCGUGCAUAUAACGAGUGGUGUCGCGCAUUUGAUCUAAACCAGAGUUAUCAGUGCGUGCAUCAUGAACAAGAGUGUUAAAGCCAGCACGAGCAAAACGGACGUCAAAGAAAUGGAGAAAGACUCGAAUGUCGAGUAUGAAGCCUCAUACUUAAAAACUGGCAUUAUGCGUGGAGUCGUGUACGAGAUGAAGAUGUUGACUUGGGUUGCAUGGAAGCUGAUGCGCCAAGACGAUCGAAGAAUUGGCAAAUGGUGGUUGGCCACCGAGGUAUCUAAGGCGCGUGGAUUCCAUGAUCUUGUCUUAAAAUAUAUUCCUAAUGAUUCAAAAGGAUCUUCCGAUGUAAAAUAUCGUUUCAUGCAAAUGAAACACAAAACGUCCUUGGAGAAAUAUUCCGAUAUCAAUGAUUCCUAUUUGAUAUCUAAGAAUAAAUUGCAUCGUCAAGGCAGUCUAAUUUAUUUGUUUAAGUCCUACGUUAAUAUGCUUAACAGCUUUGAGAAUAUUAAACCCGACCAAAUAUUGGAUCUAACAAUUUUUACAAAUAUGAAUAUAAAAGCAUUUCGUUUCCUAAUACCUAGAGGAAAUGACAAACUUUAUGGAUUUGAGGAAAAGGGCAAGAGAUAUCGCAUUGACAUAAACGAAAUACGGAAGACGCCAGGAAUAAUUCCAGCGCUCAUGAACAUUAACCCGGACGAAAACAUCAUAUUUGGCUUCCUGAAAAAGUUGAUAUUUGCGGUAAGCCAGCCUUCUGAGCACGAGUUGGAGAAAUUCAUCAUCAAAGACAUGGAAACGGUCUACAACGUGCCACAAAUCUUCUACAAUAGCUUAUACAAGAAUAUAAUUGAUUGGUUUCUCAUUUAUACCAACGGCAAGGCGCCGUUUCUCACUAAGACCCAUGUAGAAAAAUACUUAAAGGAUACGGAAAUUAUAUUGGAGCAAAUAAUGGAGACAUGUGUCGACUCACCAUCAAAACAAGCUGCGAAAUUGCCGGAUAAAUUAAAAUUGUUAUCUUUGUAAAGAGAUACAAUACUCAUGAAAAGAGAUGCUUAUAGAAAUGGUUUAAUUUUAAGAUAUUAAAAUAUUUUAUUUUUAUGUUCAGCGCUGCCAUUCAAUCACUGAAGUCACUUUUUGUUACUUUUUUUUUACAAGUCAUUAAAAUAGCACUAUCGCCCAAAAAGGGUUACUACUAUCACCUUUUUUCCGAGUUGACAUAAAAUUUCUAAAAUAUGAGCGGGAGUGAUGCAUUGACAAACCAAUCAAAACUGUCCUAUGGCAGAUUCUUAUUUUAGGAUCUCUAUUCUUCUAGGGUCUCCAACCAAAUUCACUAUCAACAUCUACAGUUAUUUUUCAACAUACAUUCAAAGAAUACGUUUUUCUUUGUUGCAUUUUCAAAAAUGUAUUUUUUAUUAUUAAAUGAAUAUAUUUAUCCUUGUUUUUAUUUAGAUAAUGUUUAUUUUUUUAUUAUAAAUAUUUUAUUUUGUUUAAUAUAUUUUAGUUUUUUGUUCAAUCUUUAUUUUAUUAUGUUUAAUAAAAUUACAUUAUUUAUAUGUUAUCUAAUAAAAAUGCAACAAAAAUGUAUUAUAUUGAUGUUUUGUCAUUUGAGCUUCUCUCUGCUUUUUCUUUAUUAUAAAUUUUCAAAUGACGUAGAAAGUUUUUAUUACAUGUUAAGCUAUACAAAAAUAAACCUUGGUCUAUUUUUGCUUGAAGACAAAAAGGAGUUUUUUUGUUUUAAUUACGCUGAAAAUUUGAUGAAGAGCAUCAUUUUUAGUUACUAUUUUAUGUCUGAAAAAUUACUUUUUAUCACUUUUUCUGUUUAAAAGUAACUGUUUCACUUUUUUUUAGUCACUGUCUUGAUGUCAACACUGUUCAUGUUUCCAUUUUUUAAAUACUUAGGAAUGCUUUAGUUUUAAACGGUUAGAUUUAAAUCACUGAUUAUUUAAAGUUAAAAUAGCUUUAAACGUUUUAGUGUUUUAAAUCUAAACACUAUUUAAAACAUUUUAACAUCUUAAAAUUAAACACCUUUUUAUGAGUAAAUUUUCUUAAAAAUUUUAUUUCUUUGAGGUAUCAUUAUAGAUAGAGAUAGAGAUAUAAAUUAAGUAUAGUGCUUUACUUUUUUUAUCUAUUAAAAAAAGCAAAAAAAUUUUAAUAUCUGUUUAUGCGUUAUAGCGUUUUUAUAUGAAUGUAAAGUUUUUAAUUUUGGAAAAAUUGUUAUUUAGUAAAAUUAUAUACAAGACGUGUAAUAUCUAAUACGUUAUUAAUGAUAUCAGAUUGAAAGUUCAUUAAAAUGCUAAAAUGUAAUUUAUAUGAUAUAUCAAAAAGAAGUUUAAUUUUAAGAUAUUUUAUUUUAGUAUUUUAAAAGUAUUAAAUUCUUUUUUUUUACUGUAUACGGUAUCAUGUCGGCAAUAAAUAACAGUAAAUUAACAUAUUUAUUAAUAUCUAACUAUACCGAUUUUCGCCGAAUAGAUAUUGUGUGUAGUAUUGCAAAAAGAAAAAUUUAAUAGCGUGUCAAUUUAUACUGUAAGAACUACAAAAAAGAAAUUAGUAACAUAAUAUAAAUUACUUCAAUAAUUUUAGGAUUUUACUUAUUGUAAUUUUCUUGAGAUAAAUUUUUUAUAAUUUAAUUUAAUGACUUAAUAGUUAAAUUAUAAAAUAAAUUGCAGACCAUUUAAUUGUGAGAAUUUAUAUAUCAAACCUGAGGAACAUUUGUUUGUAGAUUACUCCAAGGAGUUCGAUAAAAAUUGUUUAAUCAUUCGACAAUAAAAAGGUGUAAAGGAAAAUAAAAGAACGUACAUUGCAUAUCGUUUAUUAUUAUUCCUGGUUUAAAUUAGAAUAUAACUUAUUCAUGUACACGUGCGCUACAAUGAUUACUUGAUAUCUUAAUUUUCACAACAGUCGGAGGAGGGGAAAGGGGGAGAAAAAUCACUCGAGAGGUUUCAAACGGACUCGUUCGCUUCGAUAAAUAAAACGUUCCUUCGUUCGCCUACAGUAUACGUAUGCGUAAAGAAGCCUUAAUUAUAACGUGUCUGCACGUGGUGUGUCUAUCGCAGGAUAUUUGUAAACUCGGUCCGUUUGUAAAGAGAGAAUUCGGAGUCUUUCUUUUAUGAAACACCGCAAAAUGUGAUACUGUAAAGAGACUUGACCUAUCCUUUUUUUUUUAAUUAUUUAUAUAUUAGGACUGAAUCUGCAAACGUCCUGCGACAGAGACAUCGCAAGGAAAUGCGCCGGGACGAGAUCAAGAACGAUGUUGCUGGACGUUAUUCCCAACCUCGGUUUCGGACUUGGCUAAAAAGUAUUACAGCCAUG